Molecule: messenger RNA, 1424 nt
Organism: Suillus subaureus
Lineage: Eukaryota; Fungi; Basidiomycota; Agaricomycetes; Boletales; Suillaceae
Exons: 2
Coding region: 30-1166 (378 amino acids)
Biological process (GO): phospholipid transport; mitochondrion organization
Cellular component (GO): ERMES complex
Molecular function (GO): lipid binding
Source: RefSeq, a predicted model, not a curated record
GUAUCGGAAUAUGCCGACGCUUGUUAUCCAUGUCCAUCGAACUGGAAUGGCAAAAGCUGAACUCAUCACUAGCGACCACCCUCGUUGACAUCCUCAACAGACAAUUAACAACGACUCAAAGGCCAUCCUUUAUCGGUCCUGUCGAAAUCUCCUCGCUCGACUUUGGUACUGUCCCUCCGGAUGUGGAGCUCGUCGACCUUCGUGAUAUAUACCGCGAUUUUCUCGAAGACUCUGAUUCUGACUCUAAUUCUGAGCCAGAUAAUGAGAAUGUGAAAGUGACGGAAGGCGCAGGGGAUGAUGAUGGAUUCGAGUGGGUGUCGAGGAAGGGGGCACGCCGAGGGAUCGCGGAGGAAGGUUUGGCAUAUCAUCAUCUGCCGCCGCAUAUCCGAUACGGGCACAGUCCUUCUGUGGAUUUGUUUACGUCUACCCCAGCGUUGCAUGCCGGUUCGCCGAGAGAUGUGUGGGGUGGAGGCGCUAUGCAUGUGAGCAUGCCCAGCUUAGGUGAAUUCAGGCCGACACCAAGCAGCAUGUCAAUCCCAUCGUUCGAUCCUAGCUCAGUAUAUGAUUCGAUGCCACGCGCGUCUACGACGCCAGAUAAGUCCUCUCCUUCUCCGCCAAAUCCUCCGUCUUCACGCCCGGAACCAGAGCCAGCUCCAACUCCUCCGUCCGAUAAUCCAGAUCUUCAGCUCCAUCUCUACCUUAAUUGGCACUCAAAUCUCCGGCUAACGCUCACAACAUCCUUAUUGAUCAAUUAUCCUUCCCCGUCGUUCAUGUCCCUUCCGAUCAAGCUCUCAGUGACAGGGUUGGUGUUCACGGGAGAGGUAGCUGUCGCGUACGAGGGUUCACGUGGCCGAGUGCACUUGUGCAUACUCGAUGAAUUGGAUCCCUACGGCCCCGCGUGUAAACGCCCACGAAGCCAAACCAGCACCCCUCCUGAAAUGGAUGAGGACAGCGGAAAACGUGACGGAAAACCUUUGCCAAUCGGUCAGCGCCUCCUCCCGUCUAUAUUGAUCGAGAGCGAGAUCGGCCAGGCGGACAAACAUGUUCUUAAGAAUGUGACACGGGUCGAGAGGUUCAUUCAGGAUGUCAUACGGAAUACGGUGGAGGAGGAACUUGUAUUUCCGAAUUUUCAUACAUUGAUCAUUGGCGACCAAGGACGCUCGUGAAAACGAUAAUGUACUGGUAAUGUAACACCAUAGUGUGAUUGUGCGUACUAUCAUAGCAAUUUUCUCAUGCAGGGCCCGACCCUCGUGCUCGUGCCCAAGCUUGUGGUAAUGAUCUCGAGUACCAAUGGUCGCUUUUCUCGUGUAAUAUGUGUUUAUCUCCUAUCAAGCGCAAGUCGUGCUUGAUCUGAGUCUCAGACAGCGUUAGACUAGGGGUCUCAUGGGUAGCAGAGACGAGGAGAAGGGUCCCACGGCUGUUUC